Molecule: messenger RNA, 681 nt
Organism: Labrus bergylta (ballan wrasse)
Lineage: Eukaryota; Metazoa; Chordata; Actinopteri; Labriformes; Labridae
Gene: mrpl33
Product: mitochondrial ribosomal protein L33
Biological process (GO): translation
Cellular component (GO): ribosome; mitochondrion
Molecular function (GO): structural constituent of ribosome
Source: RefSeq, a predicted model, not a curated record
UUGACCCGGAGGUACAAACACACACUUCUCAAUGUGACUUACCCUGGCUAUCGUUGUUAUGCUCUAACACUGUUUAUUGAUUGUAGUUUAAAGUCUACAAAAUGUUUCUCACCACCGUCAAUCUGGCCAAGGCUAAAUCAAAGACCAUCCUGGUUCAGAUGGUGAGCGCUGCAGGGACAGGCUUCUUCUUCAACACUAAGAGGAACCGGCUCAGAGAAAAACUGGUGCUGCGUAAACAUGAUCCAUUUGUGAACAAGCACGUCCUGUUCUUUGAGAAGAGGAAAAUCAAAUCAAUUUAAUAAUGCACCCAAGUACACGGACAGUGUAAACCUGCUGGGUUCAAACAGACUGUUUUUUGUUUUUUUUACCAUCAUGGACUAUACAAAAGUGUGUCGUCAGUCUGGACUGACACGUUUUCUGAGGAUUUUCUUCCUGGAUGUGUCCAAAGGCUCCUACUCUCUGUACUUCACGACUUCAGCAUGAAGCAGACCUGGAGCGAUCUUUAACAAAGUCAUCAUCAUCACCAGCUUUAAAUAAGACACGACUCCUGUUGUCAUAAGAGAAGCUGUUUUUUAGGACACCACAGCUGACUGGAUCUAAAGAUGUUAAGUUAUGAAGUAACUAAAGGUGCAGUGAAGUGUUGUUCUUGUUUCCUGUAAUUAAACCAUUUGAGGAAUAUGA